Molecule: messenger RNA, 709 nt
Organism: Apodemus sylvaticus (European woodmouse)
Lineage: Eukaryota; Metazoa; Chordata; Mammalia; Rodentia; Muridae
Product: cancer/testis antigen 55-like
Exons: 5
Coding region: 1-672 (223 amino acids)
Source: RefSeq, a predicted model, not a curated record
AUGUCUGAAGAAACAUCACAGGAACAGCCUCUAGAUAACUCCAAGUUUAAGUCCGUUCAGGGUGUUGUAACCUCUCUGUGUAUGGACUACGGCUGGAUUAAUGAAACCAUCCUCUUCAAUAUGGACGUAAUCAGUGACAACACACCUCUGCAAAUCGGGACAAAUGUCCUUGCACUUGUGGGAGAAAACCAAAGAACUCAUAUCCCGAAAGCAAUCAAGGUGAAAGCUAUGAAUGAUCUUCCUGAAGGCAGUGAACCAUCAAAACUUGGCAGAAAACUUUGCAUUAGCUGUGUCACCUCAGUAACUGAAGAAGAUGUGUACAUAAGCAAAGAAAAGUGCUUCCCAUUGUACAUGUUUUCAGGAGCAUUUAAGCCUUUCAAAGGAGACUUACUGCUUGUUGAGUAUUCCACCAAUCCAGGAACGUCAAAGAUCAAUAUCCACUCUGUGAGCCCCCUAAACACUCAAUAUAUGGAAGAGGUUUAUGUUACUAGCAUUGAUGGAAGAAAUGGCAUGGUGGAAUCCAGCAUAUUUUUUACCCUUGAUUCUCUCCAUAUGCCUUCUGGGUAUACACCCAGAUUAAACAACAUAGUGGACGUGGUCACUGUGGAAAGUAUACAACCACAAUGUUCAUGGAGAGCUGUGUCAAUGACCCCGGUGGAAACUGAGAAUUAAGGAGACCUUGUAAUUCAUUUCGACCUUAUGUCUAAGG